GUGUGUUGUUUGUUAACUUGAUUUGUGUAUAAUUUAAUAAGUAACAAGUUUAGUUAGUUAAACACAUAUUUAGAAUAAUAUCCCGAUCGAGUUAUUAUAGUACUGAAGCUUAUGUUACAAAUAUGGCUAAUCGAAAUUGGGGGUUUUGCGACUUAUCACUCGACAAAAGCUUUGACCUAUCAAAGCUACAUGUAAUGGAAAAAUUUGGGUACAAUACUAUCGCCAUCAAUACAGUAGUAGAGGAAGCAAGUGAAGAGCCCAAAAAGAAGAAAAAGAAGGGUGAAGUGAAAGAGAAAAAAGAUUUUAUACCUGCACCAAUAGAAAUACCCAAGGAAAUAACUGAUAAGACUAAACUCAAUAUUCUACAAAGAAUCACAAUACACUUUUCAGAUUCAGGUAUCGCACACAAAAUAAAUAAUUCAGAAAAUAUCAAGAAGUAUGAUAUUGUGGCAGUAGUUCCCAAAACUUUGCAAGCAUUCCAAUAUGCGUCUGGAACCAUGGAUGUAGAUAUAAUAACGUUUGAACCUGAAUCACGGAUCUCCUUCAAAGUGAGCAGAAAGCUGUACAGACAAGCUGGGGAAAGGGACGUGUUCUUUGAAUUAAUGUAUUCGCCUGCCAUAAGAGACACUACUUGUAGGAAAAAUAUUAUAAGCACAGCUCACAUCUAUCACGCGGUUGGGAAAUCUAAAAACAUAAUUAUUACCAGUGCUGCUGAAAAUGACAUGCAUGUCAGGGAUGUACAUGAUGUUAUAAACCUGGGUUUCAUUUUAGGACUUAACAGUAAUGAGAGUUUAGAAGCAGUCAGAAAUAACACUAGAAGACUUAUUAUAAAGGCAGAAGGCAGAAGAUGCGGUAAACACUACAUGACUGUAACCACUCUGAGUGAAACUAACAAUCAAAGUAUAGAUCAAGUUUAAUUUGUUGUUAUUUACAAAUAAUAAAAAUCUUACAAUAUCAUA
Ostrinia nubilalis (European corn borer) is the source of this 959-nucleotide messenger RNA. It is a transcript of the gene Rpp30, whose product is annotated as ribonuclease P protein subunit p30. Gene Ontology annotation, molecular function: RNA binding. Gene Ontology annotation, biological process: tRNA processing. The record is from RefSeq and is a predicted model, not a curated record. Bases 123 to 917 code for a protein of 264 amino acids. Gene Ontology annotation, cellular component: nucleolar ribonuclease P complex. The transcript has 2 exons. Lineage: Eukaryota; Metazoa; Arthropoda; Insecta; Lepidoptera; Crambidae.